UGACAGAUUUAAAACAGCUUUAUGAAAUUCCUGUGUAAUUCGCGGUAAAAAUUGAGCUUGAUUAUAAGGUGGGCGAAUUAUGAAGCCUUUCGGCGGCCGAUCUCGCUCGUAUCUAAAUAGGAUCCUUCUGAUCUGACACGUGAUCGCUUUAAAUUGAAAUCAAUUUCAACCGGAAAUAGCCGGUGCCCCGCGCGCGCUUCAAAAGUAAACAAACGACGAGGUCAGAUUUUUUUUUGCCCCGUUUUUCCUUCACAUUAUAAACAGGAAAUGUAUUUAGGAGCAAUGGAUUUAUGAAUCUUAUCUUCGAGGAUUGAUUUCUAACGAUUAAAACCAUCCCUGUUCAUAUAUCGAAACAUUUUCCUGCCCAUCCAGCUGAGAAAACCAGAAAAUGAAGUUUCACAUUACUUUUGGCUACAAGAAGAAGGUGCUCGAUGUGUUAUACCCUUACAUAAUCCGCAGCAUGAUAACUCGUGCUUUCAAUUUGCCGUCGGGAAAUUUUAGUAUCCAGAAGUGGAACGAUGACUGGCACGACUGGGUGGACGUUGAACCAUCAGACUUACAAGAUGGAGAUCGACUGAAUGUAAUUAUGAAUCUCUCAGAGUUAUCCAUGGGUAUCAGUCCAGGUGCUGGUAACAUUAUGAGCCAAAGCCCAGUCACACAGGCUACCAGUCCUAUGGUUAGUAAUACUUCUUCAUUGCUCACCUCCUCAAUGGUCAGUUGUAGCAAUUUAAUGGUCAAUAGUCCGGUGGUUACAAAUAGUUCAUUGAUGAUUAAUAGUCCGAUGGUUACCAAUAGUUCAUUGAUGAGUGGGUUUGAAGAACCGGUGGCAGCGUCAUCUAAUUCAUUGCAAGAUGUUGUUGAUACAUUGAUGCCUGAUGCUGACAAACACGAGGCUUCAUCGUCCACAGUUUCAAAUUCUGCAAAAUCUUCAGAUGUGCGAAACAAAUUAGCCCACUCUGAACACAUGGAGUUUAAGCCUUGGCCGGUACCAUUCCGAAUUCCUACACACUUAUUCCGUCCUGAGUUAAAAUCUACACUUGCUUCGAAACAGGUGUUAAGUCGCAAGAUGAAGUCUGCACUGAUACAAGCUAUUUAUGACGAAAUGAUUAAUUAUACAGUUUACCCUACGUCAUCUCAAUACAAAGAAGUUGCCAUGGCAAUUAUUACAGAAUAUUCACAUUUACGGGAUACGGUCCCCGGCGGUAAAGGUUAUGAAUCUUGGUCUGCAACACUUUCUGAUAAAUUCCGUAAUGAGAGAAGAAUUAUGACAAACAUUGAAGUUGUGGAAAAACGUAAGCGUCGACGGGUUGUGAGCGAACCGGAAUCAUCUUCGAGUGAAGUGUGUGAAAAACCUGUUGCUGCCCAGUCUUCUCAUCGCCAAACACAGGACGGUUUAGAGUCUUGGAGUACAGGACAAGGUAUUUCUAGUCUUAUUGAAUCUUUGGAAGGAUGUACUUCUACUGCCACUACCACAACUGCCCUGCGUAUUCCAACAUGUGAAGAAUCUCCGAGUUUUACAUCUUCAUAUGUGAAAUCACCAACACCAUUUAAAAAAGCCUAUGUCGAACCAGAACAUUCUGAUGGAAUUUUAAAAUCCUUGUCUUGGUUGUGGAGAACUAACAAACUUUGUGAUGCCGUUAUUUGUAGCGGAGAGACAAAGAUUAUGCUUCAUCGACUGAUUUUAUUUGCUGUGAGUCCUCAUCUGCUUGAGAAAAACAUAAGAGACGGUGCGGAGCUUGAAGUGAAUCUUCCGUCUGGCAUCAACGAUGAAGCUCUUGCCACCUUUGUAGCUUUUCUUUACGAUGGAGUGUUGAACUUAACCGAGUACAAUUACAAAGACAUUGAACGUGUUGCUAAUUUGCUGAAAGUAGAGAAAGUUCAGCGAUAUUGUCGAGAAUUUUCUUCCAGUUUAGCUGAGUAUAAGCUUCAUCUGCAGCUUCCGAUAACCAUGCCUUCUUUGAUCGAAAAUUACAGCCAGGAAUAUGCUGGCAAACGGAAAAGAGGGCGCCCUAGCAAACAGACUGUAAUUCUUAAUUUAGGGGACGACCAUAGUCUGGCUGAUAGAAUAGACCCUAAUCAUUAUCAGCAUUCUGCAGAUCUUACGAGUUACCAUAACAUUGCUCUUGCGAGUCCUGCUGCUUCGGCAAUGUCUAGACUCCACCCUGGGAGUGACAUGCCUGUCGUGUUUCCUGAUAGUCAAGAAUAUUGUCUUCCGUCCACGAGUCAAAAUGCUCAGAUUUUCACGACUCCCCAAGGACAGGUCAAAACAGAACCGUACCAGCAUUCUUCAGAGUUUAAUUCUUCCAUUCAGCUUAGUCAGAAAAAGCAAAGUACUGACCAGAUUAGUUCCUAUUUGUCACAAGAAGGUAAAAGUUAUGAGAACGACCUUCAAGACCAAAGUACUGAACACAUUAACAACAACUGCAGCACAACCACCGUUCCUAGCAACAACAGCGAUGGAGACAGUGGGGAAGAUAAACAGAUGAACCAUUCUAUUCACGAUAACCAAUCUUCACAGAAAAACAAUGAAAGAAAAUCUCCAAAUAAAUCGUUAAGUCCCGAAUUAUCAAAAGCAGACUUGAGUUCAACUGAAGUCCUACAGCAAACAUCCUCACCGUCUCCUUUUCCUGUUACUUUGGUGCCAACAUCGGGUGACGCAUUCUCCCUCUAUUCUCUUGCAUCAAACUGAAACCAUUAUACAAAACUGACAAAAAUAAAACAUAAAUGAAAUUUUUUCCUCAUGAGACCAAUAUCAACUGAAAUUCCUUUCACAUUCAGAGACCAAUUUUGGACAUAUCAUCUUUUUGCUUCCUAUUCAUUUAUAUAUGUGUGUACAUUUGUGGUUGUUGACAUAAAUGCAUAACUAUCUAUCAACAUAUCUAUAAUAUAUAUAUACACAUAUAUAUGUAUGCACACAUAUAUAUGUAUAUGUAUGUAUGUAUAUUGCUUUGUUCAUCCAUUCACUCAUUCAUACAUUCAUUUGAAUCUAAAGUUUUACUCCAUCACUAUUCCAAUUUUCUGGUAUCACAUCACAUUAUAAAAACAACCGUGGGUUCCAGUAUCUAAAAACACGUUUGAAUAUGGUACAAGAAACCCUCAGAAACAUCAAACAGAAGACUAUAUUAUCUGGUGUAAUAUAUAUAUAUAUAUAGGUUUAUAAAUAUAUGUAUAUGUUUUACACACACACACACACUCACUCACACACAUAGAU
Octopus sinensis (East Asian common octopus) is the source of this 3211-nucleotide messenger RNA. RefSeq lists its product as uncharacterized. Lineage: Eukaryota; Metazoa; Mollusca; Cephalopoda; Octopoda; Octopodidae. The coding region runs from base 389 to 2689 and encodes 766 amino acids. The record is from RefSeq and is a predicted model, not a curated record. Gene Ontology annotation, molecular function: protein binding. The transcript is spliced from 9 exons.